Molecule: messenger RNA, 375 nt
Organism: Neoarthrinium moseri
Lineage: Eukaryota; Fungi; Ascomycota; Sordariomycetes; Amphisphaeriales; Apiosporaceae
Exons: 1
Coding region: 1-375 (124 amino acids)
Source: RefSeq, a predicted model, not a curated record
AUGUCGAAGCCCCACGACGAACCUCCGGCUUACAAUGCCGGGCCGCAACAGCCUCAGGCCUCGUACCAGGGCGGCUACCCUCAGAACCAGCAACAAGUCGGCCCUUACGGCCAAGGCCCGUACGGUCCGCCUGCGAAUGGGAGCUACUACCAGUCGAACCCGAACAUGGGCUAUUACCAACAACAAGGGCCGCCGCAGGGGGGUUACUACCAGCAGCAGCAACAGGGCCCCUAUGGGUACCAGCAAGGCGGAUACUACGGACAGCCGGGCUACCCACCCCAGGGACGGUAUCAAAACCAGAGCCACAAGCCAGGAUGUCUUGAAGGUAUCUUGGCGGGUUUGGCCGUCUGCUGCUGUCUGGAUUUCCUAUUUUAA